GACCACACCCGGUUUGUCCAGAGUGUCAGAUAUUCUCCAAAUGGAGAGCUGUUUGCUACUGCAGGAUUUGAUGGAAAGCUGUUUUUAUAUAAUGCAAAGGAAUACACGCAAGUUGGAGAGGUUGGUGAUCCUGCCCACAGUGGAGGAAUAUACGGUGUGGCUUGGAGUCCUGAUAACACAAGACUACUGACAGCAUCUGGAGACAAAACAUGUAGACUAUGGGAUGCAGGAACGAUGUCCCUUGUUUCAGAAUUUACUUUUGGGAAGGAUAUAUUGGAUCAACAAGUCAGUUGUCUUUGGCAAGGAAAUUAUAUUUUAUCUGUAUCCCUAUCUGGUUUUAUCAACUACUUGGAUAUUAACAACCCUUGCAAGCCUCUCCGUAUUAUCAAGAUUGCUUGCACUUUUUCUGGUUAUUCUUUGACUCAUGGUGCACCAUUCUGGGACAUUUCAAGUGGAGAUCAUGAUCGAGUUGAAGGUCCAGGGCACACUAACCAGGUUCAAGAUAUGACAACAGGAACUGAUGUUAUCUAUACUUGUGGAGUUGAUGAUACAGUUCGUGCUAUUGAUGCUAUAACAAAUCGAUAUAAUUCGCUUGAAGUAAAGACUGACUCUCAACCUAAAGGAAUUGCUGCUGCUAAUGAUGAUGUCCUGAUCAUUGCAGAAUAUAAUGAUAUCACUGUUAUGGAUCGUGGCCAGAAGAAGACCUGUUUGCAAGUGGAGUAUGAACCAAGCUGCGUUAGUGUUCAUCCUGUGGAAACUGAUGUGGCCGUGGGGGGUCAUAAAGAUCAUAAAGUCCAUAUUUACCUGCUGAAUGGAUAUACGCUGAGUCUUAAAACCACACUCGACGAGCAUCGUGGAGCCAUCACAGAUGUGGCCUACUCUCCGGAUGGUUCUUAUCUUGCAGCCUGUGAUGGUAACCGAAAGGUCAUUCUGUACCGUGCCUUAACUUAUGAGCUUGCUCACAAUUUGGAUUGGUGUUUUCAUACUGCUCGAGUCAACUCCAUAUCCUGGACCCCAGACUCUCAACAUUUAGCCACUGGAAGUCUUGAUACUGGUAUCAUCAUUUGGAGUGUUGAACAACCAAACAAGCAUAUAAACAUUAAAAAGGCGCAUCCACAGAGCCAAAUAACAAGAGUUGCCUUCUUAGACAACAACACUUUGGUGUCAACAGGACAGGACAGUAACAUCAAGAUAUGGGAAAUUACUUACUCGUGAUUUGUUACGUUGGAUGGUAGCCUUGCAGAAGCGGCUCUUGUCUGUUCCGAUAUUUCUUUCUUUUUGAUCACCUUAAGGCAAAUCCUCAAGGAUCAUAUGUUUUCAUUGUAGAUUGAUGGCUUAUGAGAUUUUUGUGACUGUUUCUUUUUAUUUAUAAUUGAUUAAUAUUGAACUAACCACGUAUAAAAAAUAUACAGUGGACCUUGCAAUCGUUCAGUAUAAACCAUUCACAGUUUCAAAACUGAGAACUAUGUUUGAAAGCUUCCAUGAUUUUGAAAUAACAAUGCUAGUGAAAAUGAUGUUGAAGUAACAAUGUCAGUGAAAAUGAUGUGGAAAUAACAGUGACAGCGAAACUGUUGUUGCUAUAACGAUGCUAGUAAAAAUGAUACUGAAAAUUAUGUUUAGUAUUUAAGGUGAGAUCGAUAAAGUUUGUCUCAACAAGUAAUUUUGAACAGAUUUCCAAAUCAGGCAUUACUAAAUAUAGUGAAUAAAUACAGCUUUGGUUGAUCCUUUUUGUAACUUUAGUAAUUCCUUGGCUAUUGCAUACAAAAACCAUACAUAUACCAGUUUAUAACUUUGUGCAAGUUAUGAAAUAUAAACCAAUAGGUAUACUGUUACAAUGCUAUACAGGUUCAUUAAUGUCAUGAACAUGUUCACUGAAUAAUUCAUUUUAGUUUUGUUUAUCAUUCAAGCUUAUGAAUUUUUAGCAGAUUAGCAGUUUUCUUAAUGCAUACAACUGGAAAAUAACUUAGCAAAAUAUAUUAAAAGACUAGCUAUAGAACUUCUGUCACCUGUGAUGUCCAGCUACAGAAUGUCUGGCAUCCAUGAUGUCAAGCUACAAAACUUAUGGUACCCAUGAUGUCUAGCUACAGAGCUUCUGGAACCCAUGAUAUCUAGUUACAGAAUGUCUGGCAUCCAUGAUAUAUAGCUACAUAACUUCUAGCUCCCAUGAUGUCUAGCUACAGAACUUCCAUGUCCAGCUACAGAAUGUCUGGCAUCCUUGAUAUCUAGCUACAAAACUCCUGGUACCCAGAAUGUCUAACUACAGAAUGUCUGGUACCCGUGAAGUCUGGCUACAAAAUAUAUGGCAUGAAAGAUGUUUAGCUACAGAACUUCUAGCACCCAUGUUGUCCAUCUACAGAGCUUCUGGAACCCAUGAUAUCUAGCUAUAGAACUUUAGUACCUAUGAUGUCUAGCUACAGAAGUUCUGGCACCAUAAUAUAUAGAUGUAUUGCCUCUGAAACUAUCUGCCAUGUGUUUGAUUAAAGGAAAAAGAAUUUCCUCUCUUAAAGUAUUUAUUAUAGACUAUUUUCAGUAUAUUUUGUUUUAUAAAGAACAAGACAUAUUUAAACAUUAACAUUUGUUGCAUUUCCAGAUAGAGAUCCCUCUUGACUAUUUUGCUGGCUAUGGGGCCCAUAGACAGCUUUUGCCACUGACUCUUUGUGUUUGGGGAUUUCCAGCUGUUAUAAUAUGGCACACUUUGCUUACCAUGGCUGUGGUAAAUUUUGUAGCAGAUCUCUUUCAUAGUGGUCCUGAUGCCCCAAUUUGAUUCAUAUUCCUUUGUUUUCCAGUGAUAUUAAGUACAAGGGAUAUUCCUCAUCUUGGAAAUUCCUAAUUCUUGAUUUGAGCACAUCUUUAACCUGAGCAUAUGAAUAUUUUUUUUCUGAAGGAGCUGUUACAUACCUCUUCUAAAAGCAAUCAUUUUUCGAUGGUGUUACACUACCUACAAACGGGCAAACAAUGUCAAAAUGUAGUCCUGAUAAAUGUUCCACUGUGAUCUUAUAUUGGCUGUAGUUGUCUUGUGACUUGCUGUUUUAGCAUUUUUAAAAUUCCUGUAACAAACCUACCUAGUUCUCUGUAUAAGUUCAUUUGUUGAGCAUAGUUUGAGCUUCUGUGUAACUCAACUGUGUUUAAUAAAAUGAUUAUGAGUACCAUGAUUAGUACUGUUCUUAAGGGCAAUAAAAUAUUUUUUGCAGCAAUAUUUCAGUGUUGAUGGGAGUGUUUACGGUAUUGACAUAAAAUAAUCUUAUUAUACAUGUUGCUUGUUGUGUGUAAACAUUUGGUUGAUGUUUUUCUUAAUAUCAAAUUGACUUGUAGAUUUUCGUGCAGUUGCAAAAGUGUUAAGUUUUCAAGGGAAACAUGCUAACAUGUUUAGACUGUCUGCUGAAAAAAAAAAGGUGAUUUCAACUCAACAUAUUACUUGUUGGAGACAUUUAAUUUUCGUGGCAUGUCAUUAUUUUGAAGGACUUUCAUGCUGAUUUAUUGAACACCCUGACACAUGGUUGGAAUGUCUAUGGAAGCAGAGUGUAAUUUUGUCUCCAGCUGCUCCAUGUUGAGGAGGAAUAAUGCUCAUUAUCAUUAUUAUUUCAAGUUGAUAUUUACCGUCUCUGCCUCUGUUGAUGAAACGUCAACUAGUAAACAUGCCUAAAAUGUUUUUUUUUUGUAAAAGGUUGAGAACAGAACAGAAAAAAAUAUUUAAGAAUAUGAAUGAUUGUCUAAGUAGAAGGUUGGUAAGCAAUUAUGUAAUUCUUAAGUAUUUCAUCAUGCUGCCCCUCCAGUGACUCAGUAGUAAGCCUGAAAGCUUAUAAUGCUAAAAAUCAGGUUUUGAUACCCCUAGUGGGUAGAACACAGAUAGUCCAUUUUGAAGCUUUGUGCUUAACAACAAACAAACAAAUAAAAUGCUUCAUAUUGUUGUGCUAAAAACAUGCUUUUCCUUUCUCAAACUUUACUGUAUUUGAUUGUUUCUUUCUUUAAAAAUGCCUUUUUUCUUCAAAAGAUAAUGUAAUAGUAAAAAUAAUUCACAUGCCAUGAACUUAACAUAUUAAACCUUACUAAACAUUCUUGUUGUACUGGAUCUAAGUUAUGUAAAACUUCUGUUCUCUGGCACUCUUCGUAUUAAUUACUCUUUAUUUGGUUGACAGUAUUAUUAACCUGAGAAUGUUUGCUGUAUUGGAAAUCUAAUAACUGAGGAAUGUGACAAAUUUGUACUUAGUUUUGGUAUGAGGCAAGCUUUCAAUUCUUCCACUUUUCAUGGCUGUAAUCUCGUCUUUUCUUUUUAUCGCAUUAGUAAAACUGUUUUUAUAAUCCUCUGGUUCAGUAUCUUCUUUCAGAUACAAAAUCUUCUUAGUUUUGACAAUUUUUUUUUCAUUAAGUUGCAAGUGUCCUUUUGAGUAAUCUGUUUCUGUAAACUAGGUCAUUAAUAUUUUCUUUGCUAUUUAUAUUUGGUAAUUUCAGUCUGUUUGAUAGAAUAUUAUGUGAGAGUUCAAUGACAUAAUUAUCGGUACACUAUUAUGAUUAAUAAGUUGUGCAUUGAGAUCACAUUUAUAUAUUAAUACAAGUACAGUGUUGUUUUUGUAAAGAUUGAAUUUCCUUGUCCUCUUUGCUACAUUCCUUGGAAGAGAUAAUUAUGGUGAAUGUGUGAUGAACCUUGGUAAUUACCAUUCAUUUUGACAAAUCAAUGUAAGUACGUGUUUUAAAGAUUGACACCUGAUCCUAUGUUACUAUUACAGUUCAUUCAGGAAGUGUAUUUAGUAACCACAAAGUUUCUUGUGGUCAGUAUUGGCCAUAAUGUGAAAACAGUUGCUCAUGCAGUAAUAAUAAACUGAACCAACUUUCAGUUGAUUGUUAGAAGUGUAAUUUACAUACGGAAGCAUCAUAUCAUGGUAGCCAUGUAAAAGUUGAAAGAAAUGACUCAAAUCGAUGUAAGGGUUGUUUAGUCAAAACGUUAAUCAUACAGCUUUUUUCUAUAUUGCGAUUUUAUUCUCUUCUUUGCAUUUUUUAGAUUCUUAUAAAGUUGUAACUGCAUUUAUUUAUUUUUGUAUUAUCAUGGUAGCCAAAUGUGUUCCUGGUAUAUUUUACGAGCCUGAUCAGUUCGUGAGACUGAUUUAAUCUUUGUCUUUGUAAACUAACGUAACUAGAUUUUACCAGAUUUAUUGGACCUAUAGUUUAGACAAGACUUUCAUACAGUUUUGUAUACUGGAUUUGUUGCAGUUUCCUAUCAUUUUUGCAGUACAGGAGGAAGAUGUCCAACAUUGGGUGGGCCAAUACUGGCCAGAUGCGAUGUGUCUUGUAGCACAUAUACCUACUGCCACAAGUAGUCACAUUGAAAUUAUAGAUUUUAUAUAGCUCCAGAGGCACCACAUGAUUAGCCCUUUUUCUCUAUCCCUCUCUUAAACCAAAUGUUAUUGGGAGGUCAAAAGAGAUAUUGGCACCUCAAGAAAUAUUGAAUGGGUCAGACCUCUUCUCCCCACCCCCCCGUCACACUUUGUUCUUACUCCACAGGUCUGGUAUGGUUAGUUAUUAUGUAAAUUCCGACAAAUUAUAUGUUUUCUUUAUUGUGGCCUGUUAAGUGUAUCUAAGUUAAAGGCUAGCAUGAUUUUAAGAUGUUUAUACAGGCAUUAUUUGUGUUCUUGUUUGAAGGAGUGUAAAGAAAAGUGUCCUUGAACUAGUUAAAUAACUAUUUGUACAUUGAGCCCAAAUAAAGGAUUUCCAGCUUCUAACUAUUUGCAGUAGUCUAGAAUUGAAUAAUAAUUG
Messenger RNA from Limulus polyphemus (Atlantic horseshoe crab), 5748 nucleotides. Its product is annotated as actin-interacting protein 1-like. Gene Ontology annotation, cellular component: cortical actin cytoskeleton. NCBI's taxonomy places the organism in Eukaryota, Metazoa, Arthropoda, Merostomata, Xiphosura, Limulidae. Gene Ontology annotation, biological process: positive regulation of actin filament depolymerization; locomotion; actin filament depolymerization. Gene Ontology annotation, molecular function: actin filament binding. The record is from RefSeq and is a predicted model, not a curated record. The annotation marks the transcript as partial. The transcript is spliced from 11 exons.